AAAAUAAUCUAUGUAAAAAACACAUAAAUCAUAGAUCUAGAUGUUUUGAUCAUAACAAAUACAAACUGUAAAUCGCUAUGCAUUUCAAUCUAUCCGGACGUUCGCUAUCAGUACUACUGUUACUAUCGUUUGGUUUGGGAUCAGUGUUUGGCUAUCAAGUGAAAACAUUACGGUUAAAAUAUUUGAGACGUAAACGUGAUCGCUUUGCUCGCAAACUGUUUGACACCGAGAUCGAGAUCAAACAACAGCUACAAGUCUAACCCCCACCCCGUUCACCCACCCGCACCAUCUAGUUAAUUUUUUAGAACUUCCUACCCUUCCCUUUAACCCUAACUUAACCUUAAGGUUAACCCUUAAGCUAACCCUGAGUCAACCCUCACAGGUAAACCUUUGCUCCCUUUUUCUACCGUACGUUUAGUUCCUUUUAACACAAGCUAUGCUUAUUGUAAUACACGGCGGAGCGGCAAAGUCGGCGACCCCGCACGUGCCGCUCAAGUUGGCCGGCGUUAAACUGGCCGCACGUGUCGGCUACCGAGUGCUGGCCAGCGGUGGGACGGCUGUGGAGGCCGUGGAGGCAGCCGUCCGAUCGCUCGAAGACGACCCUAUCAUGAAUUGCGGCUAUGGCUCAUCGCUGACCAGCGCCGGCACUGUCGAGUGCGACGCCAUUGUGAUGGACGGCCGGACAAUGAAGUCGGGCGCUGUGGCCGGUGUCGAGCGAGUCCCGCAUCCGAUAUCGUUGGCCAGGGCUGUGAUGGACAGCACCGACCACUGCCUGAUGAUAGGCGCCGGUGCCGAGCGCUUGGCGCAGGAGGUGGGCAUCGAGUUAGUAGACAACCAGACACUGGUGCACGAGUUCGCACAGAAACGUUUGAAUGAAUUCAAGACAUUUCAGCGAACAUUAAUUGAAGAUCGGCCCCAAACGGACGACCCCUCUGACCACUCGCACCCGACACCCGGUGCUGACAACCCUGUGGUCAAAGAGCACGACACAGUGGGCGCUGUGGCCGUGGAUCGGGAAGGCAACUGCGCUGUGGCCACCUCUACGGGCGGCAUAACUGGCAAACGGGUCGGUCGAGUGGGUGACAGUCCUAUCAUAGGGGCCGGCGGUUACGCUGACAACACAUCGGGCGCUGUGUCCACCACUGGUGAAUCUCUCUCUCUCUCUCUCUCUCUCUCU
Messenger RNA from Medioppia subpectinata, 1177 nucleotides. NCBI's taxonomy places the organism in Eukaryota, Metazoa, Arthropoda, Arachnida, Sarcoptiformes, Oppiidae. The record is from the annotation of a GenBank genome assembly.